GCGCGCCUCCGACCCUGCCGGGCAGCUUUGUGACUUCACUCUUUCGCAACAAGCCCGGGCCUCCGGCGCCCCACUCACCCUGGCCCGGCCGCCUCGCCGCCCGCCGCCUCGCUCUGCUCUUCGCGCUUCCCCCCACUCCCAGGCUGGGCCUGCCCCGCUCGUCGCGGAGCCUUCCUGUCCCGCCGCCAGUGUGCCCGGCCGCCGCCCACAGGCAGCCCGGAGCAACCUGGAGCGACCCGGUGCCCCGCCCCGCUGAGAAAAGCGCUCUCUCCGCAGAGGCGACGGCACGAUGCUGUGCUUCCUCAGGGGAAUGGCUUUCCUCCCCUUCCUCUUGGUGACCUGGUUGUCAGCCGCCUUCAUCAUCUCCUAUAUGGUGGCCUUGCUCUCCGGGCACGUCAACCCCUUCGUCCCCUACAUCAGUGUUACAGGAACAAAAUCUCCAGAGGGAGUUAUUUUUGGAAUUAUGAUAACCUUCUCUGCAUUUCUUGCUGCAGCCACAAUUUAUACAAGAUAUAAAAUAGUAGAGAAGCAGAAUCGAACCUACUAUUUCAGCACUCCUGCUCUUAACUUGGUGUCUUUCUUUCUUGGAUUGUUGGGAUGUAUUGGAAUGGUUGUUUUUCCCUGUUUUGAGGAUUACGAAUAUCAUGUAGUGAGUGCGAUCUGUGAAUGGACAGUGGCCUUCGGUUUUAUUUUCUACUUCCUAACGUUCAUCCAAGAUUUCCAGAGUUUCACCGUAAAAGAUCCCAUAGCAUGCAUUGAUGACAUUUGAAGAAAGAAGAAUUGGACCUCACUCAGUGAAGGUUGCAGGCUAUUUCUAGAAGUGCCACAGAGGAUAGACAGAGUGUUGAUGCCACCCUGAUUA
Molecule: messenger RNA, 862 nt
Organism: Callithrix jacchus (white-tufted-ear marmoset)
Lineage: Eukaryota; Metazoa; Chordata; Mammalia; Primates; Cebidae
Source: RefSeq, a predicted model, not a curated record